Messenger RNA from Enterobius vermicularis (human pinworm), 2348 nucleotides. Lineage: Eukaryota; Metazoa; Nematoda; Chromadorea; Rhabditida; Oxyuridae. The record is from the annotation of a GenBank genome assembly.
AUGUUGGCCGAUUUAUAUAGGAGCCAUGCUCUUUUUGAUAUACGGCACUUCUUGACACCUGGUGAAGAGAUAACAUGCUUGGAUGGAAGUCUUAAAUCUUUGGCUGUUGGUACGAGCCACGGCCGACUUAUGUUCCUGAAUGCGAUGGACAGCUCUGAAUCUACGAAUGUACCAGUAGUCGUUUCGGAUAUGUGCUACCGUUUUGUCGAUUUACCUCCAAACGUCCCAGUUAAGCAGUUAAUCCACGCAUCAGCGUUCGAUUAUGUGUUGGCUUUAGUUGCCUCGAAAUUAUAUCUUGUAGAAAAGAAGAACCAAAAGGUUCACUGUGGUUCUCUGAGUACACUGGUGACAGCAAUUGCUCUAAAUACGAAUCCGACUGUUGAUAGUCCAUUUGUUCUGCAGUUUGCAGCGUCAAGUAAUGAUAAGCAAAUUAUAAUAUAUAAUUUACAAGGAAAAGAAUUGAAUGUUGAAGCAAAAGUUGAUAUCUUCGGAAAUGCAUUGUGCUUAUGCUACUGCCGUCGAUGUAUAUGCUUUGCCACUUCGAGUUCUUAUUUUGUUCAUGAUUUGAACUCCGGCAAAACGCGUACACUUUUUCCUUACGAUAUUGUCACAACAAUACCAAUUGUGACGAAUGUUGGUGUGGUCAGUUCCUUAUUGACUUGUUAUUUUUAUAGCAUUGGUGAAACAGCAGAUGAAUUUUUGUUGAAUGGGAUGCAAGGUCUUGGUGUAUUUGCAACUGUGAGUGGAGCCUCAUCUCGGCCUCCAAUAGCUUGGGGAAGCGAGAAGAUUAUUUCUGUUAUAUCAUUUCAUACUGUUCUCACCAGUCCAUUUAGAUGUUAUGAAGGAAUUCGAGAAGUUCAAAGAAUGACGCUUGAUCACGGAACUUUUCUUUAUAAUUUGGAUGGUCAAAUUGUUUUCUCCCAUUCUAAUCAGUUCUGUUUGCUUCAACAGAUUCACUGGUUUGAAAGGGCAGAAGAGGCUCUCGCUAGUGGAGAUGCUGAAGGAGCUUUACGUAUUGCGCAAGACGCGUGUAUCAUAUAUUAUAAAAGAUUAAUGCCUUUGCCUUCUGGUUUCGCGGUUCCCUCCCCAGAACCGCGCGCUGUGAAUGAUUUACCCCUAGAGCAGGAACACCUGAGCUUUCUGGAACAGUACCUAAGCGAUGUUAGAAAUUGCGACUGGAAAAAAGACGUUAUUAGAGAUAUUGACGCGAUUUUGUUCCGCGUAAUGGCAUUACAAGGCAGAAGUUAUGAUUUUGGCGGUUUCAAAGAACUUAGAUGUUCCUUUGAGGACGGAAAAGCUUGGUUGACUGAAAAUGGUUUAUUCGAUUAUUGUUUAUUACUUGCAAUUACUGUUGAAGAGUUUGAAGAAGCUCUCAAGAUGGCGAAGAAAGCAUUAAUUCAGGGCCGUAUUGACGAACCGCUACUACAGUAUUAUAUAGAAAACAUUGAAAAGAUUCCGAAGGAAGAGCUGCUUUUGGAUACUCUAAAAUUCCUUAUAAAACUCAGCCCCAGAACAGUGCUACAGUAUGGAUCUCAAGCUGUUUUGAAACAGUUUCGUCAUCAAAUAGUGUCUUACCUUGAGAACGACUCUUCAAAUCUCAUUUCCUUUCUUGAAAAAUGGCUACCGUUAGAAGAAAAAGAGUUGAAUGAAAAAUUGAUAAAACUAUAUAUCCGUGAUUUAACCUCAGCUUCGCCUGAUGUCGCUACCGGACAGGAUUUAAAACGUAAUCGUCUGCGCACAAUUCUCUUACAGUCUAACGUCUAUAACGAGUCAGCAAUACUAGAAGAGCUACAGAAACACCGUUCCUUAAACGUGGAGACCCUUUUUAUUAAGGCUAAGAAGGUCCCUGAUAGAGAAAAGUGUUUGGAAGAGCUUAUGGCGAAUUACAAAGAUUAUGAUGCUGCAGAAACCCUUUGUACUCAUUUUGGUGGAGAGUGUUUAAAUCUCUAUCGCAUACUUCUCAAAUUUUACAUUCGUGCAGCCAGCGAGCAACCAGAAUUCAAGUCACGAAUUAGGAGUCUACUAAAUGCAAUGAGCCCAUCUUCAACAGAUGACCUCAUUGAAAUUCUCCAUGAAGUUCCUGACGACUGGUUAGUCGAAGACUUGGCCACUUUUACGGGGAAGUUGGUUCUCAGCAUGGAACGUCGUCUCAAACAAAGCCGUUUGAAAGAUGCGGUACUGUCUGUUACUACGAGACAGCUCUCUCAAAAACUGGCUGAGAAAUCCUUAAAGUCCGUAACUAUUGAUGAACAAACAAUCUGCUACGCCUGUGGCAAGCAGGUAGCCCCAGAUGACGUGCGAUUUAACCUUAAUUCAGGAUCUGUCACUCAUAUGGACUGUAAAUAAAG